UUGGAUCAGGUAAACAAUUUUAAAAAUCUGCAGUCAUGGUGCGUUGUGGGGCGAUCCUGCGACUUCUCAUUUCGAUUUAUCUGGUUAAUUAUGUGAACGGACAGCUAAUAUCGGGGAACGUUUUACAAAUUCUGCAGCGGACAACUGGAUUUUCUAAGUUUGCUCAGUUGGUGGUCCGGGCCCAGUUAACCCGCCUCUAUGAAUCUCCGACCUCACUCACGUUGUUUGCGUUUAAUGACACCGCCUACAACAAUUUGCCGUACAAAGAACGCAAUGUCAUCGAUAGCUACACCGAGAAAGACCACGCGGACUACAUCAAGUUCUGUACCAUCCCCGGAAAUCGUCUACAAACCAGUGCGAUCCUGGACAACCAAUACGUGCGAAGCAGCGAUGCGAACGGUGACCGCCUCUUUUUCAAUCGCAUCCAACGGCUGGACACGUAUACGGAACCCGCCUCACUUCAGGUGAAAUGAGGGACAAUUUGCAAUUGCGAAGCAUGGACUCCAACGGUGACAAGUUAUUUAUAAAUCGUAAAUACAGAUCGUUCACAGUAAGUCCCAGGCGUUGUUUACUUAUUCUGCAUGAGGUGGGGACUUCCAUAUAUAGUUUUUUGUCUGCUCUUUGAUGCAACACACACUAUUUACGCAUUCAAUUAAUUGAUGCAUUUCGAGCACUUAGGCCAUUUAUGAAAAAUUGUUUGUGUACCCUCUGCUAGCUUUAUCACUGUUUAAACUUCAAGCAGAAAGAUAGUAAAUAUUGGGUUGUUUUUUUUUUUAAGUUGAAUAAUCAUAAUAUCAUUUCGUUCAGAAGCCAUUUCAUUCAGGUAGAAAAUUGAUAAUCAGCAAACAAUUUGUAUCUUAACACAAUAAAUGUCAAAAAAAUUUAUUAAAUUGUAUACAUAAAAGGGUACUUUUCAAGCAAACAAUUUUUUAUAGAUGGCCUUUUCUGGCCAUAGGAACUAUUUUGUUAUAUAUCUAGCAACUUUGGUUGUCUUAAAAGAUAAGUUGUUUUCUGUUACUAAUGAAAAUCUAUUAGGACUAAUUUAAUUCAAUCUCUUUAGAUAUAUAUACUCUGUCCACGGUUUUUUUCUCCAGCACUCUUGGUUUGAUGUUUAGAUUCCUAAAUACUUCUGUCUUAAAACAGUUGUACUUUGAUUCCUUGUAAUGAAAAAAAAGUUACUUCCUCGAAACAAACGCAGCUAGCUUUUUCUGACUUAGUUGAACAAAUCUUAAAAAUCUUUGGGGAUUUUUGAAUUGCCUGAAACAUGUGAAAUGUACAUUUAAUUGAUUUAGACAUUGCAUCCUCUAAAAUUGUUCCCAGUUUUUAUAAUGUUCACAUCAACAUGAAUAGAAAGAUUAAUAUAUCUCUUUGUUUAGUGGCCAGC
Messenger RNA from Magallana angulata, 1384 nucleotides. RefSeq lists its product as uncharacterized. The transcript is spliced from 4 exons. The record is from RefSeq and is a predicted model, not a curated record. NCBI's taxonomy places the organism in Eukaryota, Metazoa, Mollusca, Bivalvia, Ostreida, Ostreidae. Bases 36 to 473 code for a protein of 145 amino acids.